CGACGUCGGCAUGGCGCUACUUUUUGCCGACGUCUGCCAAGCAAAGCCGAAGCUGUGGACAGCCCGCCCGCUACCACCACAUCAACACCUUACGUACCUACAGAGCGCCCGCCACUACUUCUAUCGUCAUCCAGCCACCCACAGCCAGGCCACUCCCAUCCGGUAUAGAUAGCUUCGACACAAAAUCACCCAACAUGGCCAUGGACACGGAUACGAUCCCCAAUCUGUUGGGCGAUCUGCGCGAUCAGGCACCGGAGGAGCUGCAAGAGUACUUCAUCACUUUUGAAGAUUACUGGGAGCGGAAGCUAUGGCACGAGCUGACGGAUAAGCUUGUUCUCUACUUCGAGAACCCACAAAGCACCAAACAGCGGAUACCGCUCUUCGAGACCUUUAUCAAGAGCUUCGCCAACAAGAUUAACCAGCUGAAGCUAGUGACCAUUGGUCUGAAUGCUGCUACACAAUAUGAGGACGACGAGGAGCGCUUAAAUUUCGUCGAAGAUCUCGCAAAGCGGGUGGACAAGCCCGCCUCACAAGAUGCCUACGUCUACGCCACAGUUGCUUCGGCGAGCAUACAGCUACGGACGGGGGACUAUGACGGUGCCCGAAAGAAGCUGGACAAGUGUGAGCAGAUACUGGAGAACUUCGACUCGGUGGAGACGGUAGUGCACGCGGCAUUCUACCGGACCAGCGCAGAAUACUACAAGGCAAAGCAUGAAUUCGCCGCUUACUACAAGAAUGCCCUCCUCUAUCUUGCGUGUGUUGAUCUGCCGGAACUUGAAUUGACGGAGCGGCAAAAACGCGCCUAUGACCUCAGCAUUGCCGCGUUGGUAUCCGAUUCCAUUUACAACUUCGGUGAAUUGCUUCUGCACCCGAUCCUCGACACACUCGAAAAGACACAACACUCUUGGCUACGCGACCUACUCUUUGCCUUUAAUCGGGGCGAUUUGUCCGCCUAUCGCGUUCUCUCCGACAACAUAUCCAAAAACCCACUCCUCAAAGAACAUCAGACUUUCCUCUACCAAAAGAUAUCUUUGUCAGCACUGACGGAGACCGUGUUUCGCCGCCCGCCACACGACCGCGCCAUGACAUUCCAGACAAUCGCACAGGAGACGCAGGUCAAGCCAAAUGAAAUUGAGCACCUCAUCAUGAAGGCUUUGAGCUUGGGACUGUUAAGGGGCACAAUCGACCAGGUCGCCGAGGUUGCGCGGAUCAACUGGGUACAGCCGAAGGUGUUGGACAUGAAGCAGAUCGAGAGCAUGAGGGGUAGGCUGAAGGAGUGGGAUGCAAGCGUGAACCACCUCGGAAACUGGAUCGAAGGGGUUGGGAAAGACGUGUGGGCUGCUUAA
Periconia digitata is the source of this 1346-nucleotide messenger RNA. Lineage: Eukaryota; Fungi; Ascomycota; Dothideomycetes; Pleosporales; Periconiaceae. The record is from the annotation of a GenBank genome assembly.